This is a messenger RNA of Bicyclus anynana (squinting bush brown), 1392 nucleotides long. RefSeq lists its product as uncharacterized. Lineage: Eukaryota; Metazoa; Arthropoda; Insecta; Lepidoptera; Nymphalidae. Bases 1 to 1392 code for a protein of 463 amino acids. The record is from RefSeq and is a predicted model, not a curated record. The transcript has a single exon.
AUGAAUGCUGCUGAGAUUACUGCGUGCGACGAUGACAUGGAAGAUACCGUAAGCCAAAAAGCAAGGCAACAAAUAAUUGAAGAUUACCUUAAAAAUAUUGACGCGGAUAUGUCUGAAUCAUGUGGUGAAGAUUUGCGAACCCCCAAGAGGCAUAGAAUGGAUGAAGAUGAAGGUGAAUGGACGUCAGUAGGAAAAAAAACAAAGACUGGUAUUAUAGAAAUAUACAUUUCAUUUUCGGAGAUAUUGCCAAAACAGUUUGCAUUUGCUAAACUUCUAAAAAAUAACAAUAUAACAGAAAUUGAAAAAGUUAAAUACAUGAGCCCCUUCAAAAUAAGACUUGACGUUUGUGAAGAGAGUGCUCACAAAAUAUAUAACUGCAAGGACUUUAUUGACAGAGGGUGGAGGAUAUAUCGGGCGAUGGAAAGAGACAUCUCUCAUGGUGUGAUAAAGGGAGUUGACCUGGAUCUGUCAUCGGAGGACAUUUGGAAACGAAUUGAAUGCCCCAGCAAGAUUGAACUAAAGUCUGUAAUGCGCCUCAAUCGACGUAGUGAAUCUGCCGUGUCUGGUUGGUCUCCAAGUGAAAGCGUCCGCUUGAGUUUCAAAGGCGAAGAAUUACCACCUUACGUGAUAGUAGAUGGCCUCAAAAUUAAAAUCGUACCAUUUGUGUUUCGAGUGUCGCAAUGUUCUCGAUGUUGGAGACUGGGUCAUUUCUUAAGAAGGUGCCCUAUGACGAGAAUGGUAUGCCCUAAAUGUGGAGGAAAACACGAAAAUUGUUUAACGACAUCCUACAAAUGUGUUAACUGCGGCGGGAACCAUAUGGCGAUGUCAAAGAUAUGCCCAGCUUAUCUGAAGGAGAAGAAACUACGACAAAUCAUGGCGGAAUGCAAUUGUACAUAUAAGAAAGCUUUAACGAUAUAUACUUCAUCCAAGGAAGAUAUACCUACGAGACCAACGUCACCUGUUAUUCCUUAUACAGUAGAUCCCAACCCAUUCGCACCGUUGUCUACGGAUAAAUCAAGUUAUGCAGAAAUUCUCAAAACUAGCGCAGACAUUCAUACACUACCGAAUAAUAGAAAGUCACCUAGUUCGAGUACACCAAAAGCAGCGAGGGCACAGAGAAGAAGGACCUCAGAAAUAUCCGUAGAAAAUAGUAUUAGACCUGACGAUGUUAGCUGGAAGGAAAAAGAUGCAGAACCUAAAAAGAAGUUCCCUUUUGCAGAACUCUUGAACAGACUAAAAAAUAUACUAUUUUUAAAAGGAAUUUCUAUGCAAGAUAAAUUGAAAAGUAUUGUGAAGAGUUGUUUAGAUUGGGUGUUUUCCGCAUUGAUGGAGUUUUUAUCUGACUGGUCACUAUUACAAACAAUAAUUGAAUCUUUCAUCAAAAAUGGCUAA